AAUCAUUGAAAAAUAAUUGAGUUUUAAUUUCAUAAGCUUCAAAAUGUCAACUGAGUGGUCCAGUAAUAGUGGUUUAAUAGUUGGUACAGAAGAUUAUAAAAAUGUAUCUAGCAAUUUAGAUGAAUACUCAGAUUUUUCUUAUGAUUACUCAAAUGGUAUGGAUUGGCAUUUCCCUGUUGUUGAUUUAUGUCAAGAUAGCCGAUGGUUAUUGUUUGAAAAUAAUUUUUCUUUAAAUGAACCAUCUGUUUUGGAGAUUUGUUAUAUGUUUAAAAACAAAAUUCAAUGUGAAUUUCAAACAGAAAUAUUUUUACAGCAUCCAUUAAUUAUUCAGAAAUUAAUUAAAUGGCUGAAUGAAAACAAAGAAAAAGACUUGAUACUGGAAUGUCUAAGUUAUUUGGUAGAAAAAUUAAUAAUAAGACACCACGAAUGUACUACUGGUUUGUGUGAAAAUAAUGAAAGUAUUAAUUCCAAUUACGGUUCUAAUUCUCAAAUAUCAAUAAGAGACACUAUUAGUGAAUCUUCAACUAACGAUGAAAUUUCACGUUGGGGUAUUGCCAAAUUUUGUGUCAUACUGAUGCCUGUACUUUUGAAACAUAUUAGUUUUAAUAGUGGCGGAGCUUACUCUUUGUUUAUGUCUAGCAUGCAUCUUUUAUCCUCUAUAUCUAAUAAUUGUAAUGUUAAGUUUUACUUAGAAUUAGUGUUUUCUGAUCAUACAAUCAAAAAUAUACUCUUAAAUGAACCUCUAUCUUCACUUAAGUUUUUAAUUAUUGCCAAAGAAAUAUUAAAACAUGGUUCACUUAACAAUCAAUUUAAAAUACUAAUUUGUAACAUACUUAAACAACCCUAUUGGAUUCAUCUUUAUCCAGAAUUAUACUACCAAUUGUAUGAAAAAGUUAUUAAUGAAGAAUUAUUAGAACAACAAAUAAUCAAAAGGGUUAACGAUGCAUAUAUUUUAUCAUCUAAUAGGAACUUGGAUAUUAAACAAUAUGCAUAUUUAUUUAGAAGUUCAUUACCUAUUAUAUGUUUCUAUAAACAAUUUACUAUAAUUGAUAAAUUCAUUACAAACACGUGUAAAUAUGCAAAUUUGACAGAAACAACAGAUAAUGAAAAAGAAUACAGCAACAUUUUAGUCAGUUUACUUUCUUUUAAAUCUGUUGAUAUUGUAUUAUACACAUACUUAGCACUUAAUAAUACAAUGAAGAAAAUGUUUAAUCAUUUAAACCUUGAAUCUAAAAAAAUUGACCGGCUUAUAAACAGUUUACUGUGUACCAAUGUGUUGAAUGAAAUAAUAUGUUUUGGCUGUAAUAAUUCAAAUGAACAGAUAAAUCAAUCAGCAUCAGAAAUUAUAGAACAAAUAAUAAAAAGCAAGAACAUAAUAAAUAUUAAUCAAUGGAAAUGUUUUUUAAAUAAUUUAGCUCCAAUCUUCCCUGUAUUAUAUUGUUAUGCUAACCAAACAUCUACUCUGGGCCAAGUUGUUUUGGAUUUGUUUGAUCCUGAUCAAGCAGAGAAAUUAAAUAUUUCAAAAUUAGUGCUACUUCAUUCAACAAUUGCAAUGUUAUUCAGCAAAGAUAAUGAAUCUCGAGUUGAAGCAAAUAAUAGAAUUACUUGGAUUUUUAAAACAUCUCUAAAUAAAAACAUUAAACUACCAAAUGAUAUUUUUGUAAUGGAAGUUGAUGAAGUAAAUGAACAAGUAGACAAACCCAUUGGUGAAUAUAAUGAAAAAGAUUUAGAUGAUAUGAUAGAUUUAAUUUCUAAUGAAUCUUCAAGUCAUCAAACUAUUAAAUGUGCUUUAUACAAAAUAUCAGUAAUACUUGAAUAUGAUCAUCUUCAACAACAUUUUAUUCAUAAUGGAGGAAUGGAUAUUAUAUUAAAUUUACUUAAAUCAUCAAAAAUGUUUGUUAAUGAACGUGGAUUGUUAAUUGCAUUAUUAAAAUUAACUUUAUGUUUCGCAAAGAAAAAAGAAUUAAUUAUUAAUGAUCAUAAUUCAUUAGCAAAUAAUAUUGAAAUACAACUACAAUUAAUCUCUGUUCUGUCUGAUUUUUAUGAAAUUCCACUUGUAAAACAAUAUGUGUUUCAAAUUUUUUUUUAUUGUGUUUUCAAACAAUAUUUAACGUACUUUGGUGAAAUACCAAAAGUAGUUGAGAAUAAAAUAAAUACUCCUAUUAAAUUCAAUAAAUAUUACCAUACAACUAAUAAUUCUGAUGAUACAAUGUUAUUUUCAAAAAUUAAAGAGAACCACAAUUGUAUGGAAGUUUUAAUACUAACAUGGCAUUUAAAGCAUCAUGAUAGUAUUGAUGUUUUUUUGGAAAAUGGCCUUACUACAAAUGCUCAAAACCCUAUACUCGACAAUGUUUUCCAGAAUUGUAGAAAAGCUUGUAUUACAUGGUCAGUUAAAAAAUAUUUGGUUGACUUAAUUGCUGCCAAGUCACACCAAGUAGCAUUGACCAUUCUUGGUGAUUUGAGGAGAUAUUUAGAAGUAAGUGUAAAUAUUAAGCAAUUUGAAGUAGAUGAAGAACUAUUAGAAACUGCGUUAAAAAAAUUUUUGAUAUUGCCUCCAAUUUUUUUAACUGAUUUACAAACAUUAAUCGUUGUCUUAAAGCUACUUAAUUUUGCAUUAAAAAAAAGAGUUUUAAUAAAUAAAUUAAAUUGGGUUGCUGAAAUAAUGAUGAAAUCUGAAUCUAUGCAUCAUAAUAUGGCUGAUGAUUUUAAAAAUGAUGAUAAUUCAAAAAAAUUGUGUAAUCAAUUUUUUAUUGAACUUUAUGAAGUAUAUUGGCUUUGCCUAAAAAACUAUAGUCAUUUUUCAACAUUAAAUUUAACAAAAUUGUUAUUUGAUCGAUUAGAAUCUACAAAACAUGAAAUUGUUUUAUUACAAGUUAAUAUGAAGUGUCUUACUUUAUUAACGGAAAAUACAAAACAUAUAGAUAAAGACCUUGUAAAAAUAUAUUUAUCUCAAUUUAUUUCAUUAAAAACAAUAGUGACAAAUAGUUCAAAUGAAAAAAGUUUACAGCGAAGUUAUUUAACUGUCCUGAACCACAUCCUCCACCAUACAAUUUUAAUACCAAAUAUUGUUGAAGUAUGGUGUAUGUAUGACUGGGAAACAUGGACAUGGUCAAUGAUACACAGUACUGAUUCAUUAGUACGAGCUCUAGUCUUUCAAUUCUCUGCUGGCUUGGCUGUUAUUGAUAUUCCAAUAUCACAUAAUUUAAUUCACCUUGCGUUAAAUUAUUUUUCUGAAUCAAAUUCCUUGGAAAAUUGUAUUGUUGCCGAGCAAGCGACUUUAUUUUGUUCAAAUCUAUUUUGCUCUCCUAAGUUUAAAAGUUUAUGCCACCAACACAUUAUUAAAUUGGAUUUUGAUGCUUUUGUUCAAAUUAUUAAUUUGUGUUCAUAUUACGACUAUACCAAACCUGAUAAAAAAUACUUUUUGACAUCUCCUAAACUUGUGUCCAAUAUAUGCUGUAUGCUUUUCAAUAUGUUUACGUUGACAGAAGUAAAUUUAUAUGAACUUGAUCAACAUAAUCAAUUUAUACAAGCACUUUUUCUGUGCUUAAAAAAAUAUUUAACUCCUAUGAGUAUUGAAAAACCAAAUAUUAUGGAGAUGUGCGGUCGUAUAUGUUCCAUUCUUACGCUUUUUGUACCUGUUAGCAACUAUAAUUUUGAAAAUUUGUUAAAUUCUUUAAAUGCUAUCUAUGAAAGAAUUAACACCAAUUUAGAUCAUUGUACAACUAUGGUAUGGAAAUCAUUAUUUAAACUGACAACAAUAGUAAUACAAUGUACAAAUUAUAAAACAUUUGUUAUAACAAAUCAUUUUAUAACAGCAUUAUUAACUAGUAUAACUUCGAAAAAUAGAGAUCUAUGCAUUGAAGCAUUAAAUGUUGUUUCUUUGGUAUGUCCCCAACUAUCUAAAAAAUUUGUUCAUCGUGUAUGCAACAUUUUAAUUCGUACAUUACUCUUGGAAUGGCAUCAUACAUUAAAACGAAAAAUGUUAUUAAUUGCAUUAUCAAACAUAUUUCUCGAACACCCAUCAACAUAUGAAACAGCAAGGCAGAACAAUGUAUUACCGUUCAUCAUUUCUAAAUUGAAAAUUAUGCAGUUACAAGUUACUAAACAAUUAAACCAAAAAUCUAAAGUAUUACAAAAUGAAUAUUUGGAAAUUAUGAGAUUUUGUUGUAAUUUAUUCCACGGAUGCAAUGAUGCUAGAGAAGAUGCUUCUGCUGAAUUACCAGAUUUAAUUCAUAAACUUUGGCCUAUUAUUGUUUCCAACCCUAAAUCUGAUAUCUUGAUUUGUACACUACAAAUGCUAGUAUCACUUACAUCUUCAUGCCCUUCUGCGUGCAGUGCAAUGACAAUGACUAGCAGUACACUAGGAGUCGAUCCAAAAACAAAAUGUACUUCAUAUUCAUUAUUUCAUGAAAUAAUUUCAUUAUCCACUAAUUUUCAUUUGAAUGAAGAUAUUUUGAAUAUAACUCUGCUGGUAAUUGUAAACUGUUGUCAAGCUCAAGAAUGUCGUGUAACAAUUACAAAAAGUAAACUAUUGUCAAGCAUCAUGUUAGCUCUUAAUAUAAAAGACAAAAAACGUCCGAUUAAAAUUGAACAACAAUGUUUAAAGUUUUUAUUAGUUUUAACAAGCUACAAUGACGGACAAAUACAUCUUUUAAAGGUGGACUAUGCUUUGGAUACUUUAGUAGAUCUUCUAAAAUCAAAUUAUAUAAAUGAUUCUUUAGCUAUAUUGAGAAACUUGUGUUUUAAUGGACAAAACCGUGUAGUUAUUUUGUCAUCAGAUGUGUUUUUAGAUGGAAUUAAAACUUUGUUAGAAACUGGAAAUCUAACUAAUCAAAAUUAUAAAGAUAUUAGUUUAGCCAUAUGGUCAAUUGCAUGCAACAAUCAAAAAGCUCGUCUUCAACUACGUCAUUGGGGUAUUGAUAAAUAUUUUGAGAAAUCUUCUGAUUUAUUAAUAUGUAAUGACGAAACACAAAAUAUUAUUAACUGUACCUAUCAAAUUUUAAAAAGCUAAACUAAAUAUUUACCAAUUAGUAAGUUAAA
Rhopalosiphum maidis (corn leaf aphid) is the source of this 5040-nucleotide messenger RNA. RefSeq lists its product as uncharacterized. Bases 44 to 5011 code for a protein of 1655 amino acids. Gene Ontology annotation, cellular component: centrosome; ciliary basal body; centriole. The transcript is spliced from 30 exons. Lineage: Eukaryota; Metazoa; Arthropoda; Insecta; Hemiptera; Aphididae. The record is from RefSeq and is a predicted model, not a curated record. Gene Ontology annotation, biological process: centriole-centriole cohesion; ciliary basal body organization; centriole replication.